Blastomyces dermatitidis ER-3 is the source of this 990-nucleotide messenger RNA. RefSeq lists its product as uncharacterized. The transcript is spliced from 3 exons. The record is from RefSeq and is a predicted model, not a curated record. NCBI's taxonomy places the organism in Eukaryota, Fungi, Ascomycota, Eurotiomycetes, Onygenales, Ajellomycetaceae. Bases 41 to 925 code for a protein of 294 amino acids.
CCUGAAUUCUGAUCAUAUCUAUCCGAAAUACUCGACCGAUAUGACAGACAAGACAAUGUCUAGUGCAACUGUACACCUUAGCGUUCCUGAAGAUUGGAAACUUUGGUACAAGCAUAUGCUAGGAUAUGCAAAGGACAAGAAGGUAUCAGACUUCAUCAAUCUUGAUAAACCUGAUAUCUUCUCUGAACUAGAAGAACCUCUGGAACCUGAGUGUCCAGAAGAAGCCACCGCGGAGGCCAAGAUAGCAUAUGACAUCAAGGUCACUGCGUGGAAAAUCAAAUAUAUGAAAUAUGAAAAAAUGAAUGAAGAGAAGUGGUUAAAUGACUGGUCACUCAUUGAAGAUGAUAUCAAAGAGGCGGAUAUAGCUGGACAGUUCAACUUGAAAAAAGACUUCUUAAAUGCGAACCUAGCUAUUGAUGCAGGAUAUGCACAAGCAUGGGCAAAGAAUGACUUCAAGGAAUGGUAUAGGGAAAUGGGUAUUCUCAAAGGAGAUAAACCUAUGAACUUCGCUACCCUUAAUGGAAGACCUCAGCAAUCAUCACCAGCGACAUUUGAAAACUGCAUCUGUGGAGCCCGUCACCGAUACACUCAGUGCUACUAUCUCAAUCCAUCAAGAAAGCCACCUGGAUGGAAGGAAAAUGAGGAGAAGAGAACUCAGAUUGAUCAAGCUCUUAAGAAUCAAGAAUUGAAGAGACAUAUUGAUCAUGCGAUAUCUAGAGAUUCAUUCACAAAUACAGAUAUGGUAGAUGCCAAUGAAGCAGUUCUAGGAGGAAUGGUUCUGAAGCAAUCAGUUCCUCAAUCUAUUGAUUAUCAAUCUAUCGAUCAUCAAUCUAUCGAUCAUCAAUCUAUCGAUCAUCAAUCUAUCGAUCAUCAAUCUAUCGAUCAUCAAUCUAUUGAUCAUCAAUCUAUCGAUCAGCAAAUCUGAAAAAUAUCGAUGAACUCUUCACAUUCUCGCUCCUACCUCCGAAACUCCUGGAUCUUUGAUACUGG